Messenger RNA from Pleuronectes platessa (European plaice), 1803 nucleotides. RefSeq names its product mucin-2. The record is from RefSeq and is a predicted model, not a curated record. Gene Ontology annotation, molecular function: cell-cell adhesion mediator activity. NCBI's taxonomy places the organism in Eukaryota, Metazoa, Chordata, Actinopteri, Pleuronectiformes, Pleuronectidae. The annotation marks the transcript as partial. Gene Ontology annotation, biological process: axon guidance; homophilic cell-cell adhesion; dendrite self-avoidance. Gene Ontology annotation, cellular component: plasma membrane; axon. The transcript has 7 exons.
CCAACGACCACAACAACUACUCCUACUACUUCUACCACAACCCCAACUACCACUACAACAACUCCAACGACCACAACAACAACUCCAACUACCACUACCACAACCCCAACUACAACUACAAAAACUCCAAUGACCACGACUAAUCCAACUACCACACCUCCAACUACCACAACUACUCCAACUACCACAACAACUACUCCAACUACCACUACCACAACCUCAACCACCACUACAACAACUCCAACGACCACAACAACUACUCCAACUACUUCUACCACGACCCCAACUACCACUACAACAACUCCAACGACCACAACAACUACUCCAACUACCACUACCAGAACCCCAACAACCACUACAACAACUCCAGCUACCACAACCACUACCACAACCUUAACCACCACUACAACAACUCCAACGACCACAACAACUACUCCAACUACUUCUACCACGACCCCAACUACCACUACAACAACUCCAACGACCACAACAACUACUCCAACUACCACUACCACAACCCCAACAACCACUACAACAACUCCAGCUACCACAACAUCUACUCCAACUUCCACUACAACAACUCCAACUACCACAACAACAACUCCAAUGACCACAACAACUACUCCAACUACCACAACCACAACCCCAACAACCACUACAACAACUCCAACGACCACAACAACUACUCCUACUACUUCUACCACAACCCCAACUACCACUACAACAACUCCAACGACCACAACAACUACUCCAACUACUUCUACCACAACCCCAACUACCACUACUACAACUCCAGCUACCACAACAACUACUCCAACUUCCACUACAACAACUCCAGCUACCACAACAACAACUCCAACGACCACAACAACUACUCCAACUAGCACAACAACUUCUCCAACUACCAAUACCACAACCCCAACUACCACUUCCACAACUCCAGUGACCACAACAACUUCUCCAACUACCACUACCACAACCCCAACAACCACUACAACAACUCCAACUACUGCUACCCCAACUACCACUACAACAACUCCAACGACCACAACAACUACUCCGACUACUUCUACCACAACGACCACAACAACUACUCCAACUACCACAACAACUACUCCAACUACCACUACCACAACCCCAACUACCAUCGAGACCUCAUCAUUUCCUCCGGAUGCAACACCACGGAUCCUCGCUCCCAGGAAUGACCUCAUCAAGGUGAUAGAGGGAAGUCGCGCUUUCUUAGAUUGCCGCUACUUCGGUUCUCCGGUGCCUGAGUUACGAUGGUCUAAAUAUGGACAGGGGAAUCUGGAGGGAAAGCACUUUAAGACCCACGGUAACGGGACCCUGGAGAUCAAAAAUAUCCAGAUAGAGGACCAGGGAACGUACGUGUGUGUCGUCAGCAACAUCGCAGGCCGGGAUGAAAGUCAAGUCCUGAUAGAGGUCAAAGCGGACAGCAGCACUCCUGUCACAACCAGCUGGAUGAAAGACAAGAAGCUGCUCAGUCUCGGCUGGAGAAUCUCCCUGGACGAGUCAAAUCUGGUCAUCACGAAUGUGAACCUAGGCGAUGAGGGAGAUUACACCUGUGUCAUCAAGAUGAAUGCCACCAGGGGAGAGGAGCUGCGAGUGGAGGAGUUCACUCCAAACGUAACGAGCUUCUCCCUCCGACGAUUCGACCGCUACACUCGAUACCGGUUCUCUGUGGCGGCGCGAACUCACCUCGGAAUAGGGGAAUGGCACACGGAGGAGUCGCAGCACUACACCACGGAAAGUAAUAUACUUAACAUGUCAUUUUCUACCAAAUGA